GCGUCCAUUCCAGUUGCAGCGUUGCUUCUGGUAGAGUUGCGUAAAUUUCUUGCGCAACUCAUGUGUUUGUUUACUACUUUCAUUUUUCUUUAACUAGAUAACUGACCUUAUCAUCUUCUGUGUUGUAGAAGAUGUCCGACCGGUCAGUUUAUGUGGAGUAACGGUGUAAAUAGAGCUGCUUUUUCAAUAAUAUGUAAAUGUUAUUGCACAAGGCCAUAAAGGUUUCCAGGUUAUGUAAAAUACCAAUCAGUUGAUAGUGAAUUUGGCAAAUGGUUGUGGGAAAAUUUCACCGCUCCGAAGUUUCGAGAGUGAGUCUGUUCGAAGUCUUAUUGCCUGUGGGCGAUGAUUCUGCUUGGUUUCUUGUUCUCGACGAUUUUAUUAUCUCAUUUUGGAAAUCCGUUGCAGUGCUAUAGAUGCAGUGGGUCUUCGAGGAAUGCCGAUAAAGCGGAUAAGGCGUGCGUCUACGGGUAUUCCAACGUGGAGAAACAGGAAUGUCCCUAUGACCACGUGUGCUCCACUUACCAGUAUGAAAUUUCCAUCCAUGGUCUGAUCAGAUCGAGCGUGACCAUCCGAGGUUGUCAACCGUUCGAUUUCGUCGAAGACUGCGACGAUCUCCUGGACGACAUCCGCUCCUUGGUGUACCCAGCACGUGUGCGUGAAAUAAAUUGUUACUCAUGCUCAUCCGACCUCUGCAAUUCUUCGUCCAACAUCUGAGGAAUUUUCCUUCGAGAAAAAUCUUUGCGAAGGUUAUUGGUUUAUAACGUGUAAUAUAUUUUUUCUUUGUACAUAAAACUGUUUAUUAUGA
Messenger RNA from Zophobas morio, 805 nucleotides. RefSeq lists its product as uncharacterized. The coding region runs from base 343 to 714 and encodes 123 amino acids. Lineage: Eukaryota; Metazoa; Arthropoda; Insecta; Coleoptera; Tenebrionidae. The transcript is spliced from 3 exons. The record is from RefSeq and is a predicted model, not a curated record.